AUGGGCCUAAUAGAGUGCAGUGUGUGUGCAGCCGCAGCGGCGGCGGCGGCCGCGGCGGUGGCGUGGAAUACGUCACAGGUCAUACACGAGCCGGAGUCGACGAAGUCUUCGCCUCUGCAUGUGUCGAAUGGCACAAUCAACGGUGAUGUGGUGCCUUACACGAAGACGUGCACAUUCAAUCGGGAAAGUUUAUCGAAAGGUCAUAGUGAGUCAGUCCUAGCUUUACGGUUC
This is a messenger RNA of Brenthis ino (lesser marbled fritillary), 231 nucleotides long. Lineage: Eukaryota; Metazoa; Arthropoda; Insecta; Lepidoptera; Nymphalidae. The record is from the annotation of a GenBank genome assembly.